AACCCCGGGCUCUGAGUCUUGGUGAGCCUCGGCCCGCUUUCUCGGCUUUGAUACUCGCGCUUUCUUUCAGCCAGCUGGUUGCAGGCGCCCUCUUAAAGCCUGGCCCUUUUGGAGCACAACGUACGCAGCUCGGCGACAGCGAUCAAGACGAGGACAAUAGGUGUGCACGCGAACUCGGGGUGGUGGCUACACCCACCCACCAGUAAGACCAUGUUGCGCGGCAAGUCCCGGCUCAACGUGGAGUGGCUGGGCAACUCGCCCGGCCUGCUCCUUGAGCGUAGACAACUCCCGGCAGGGCGCACUCCUCGGAGCCCCCACCGAAAUGAAAGUUCAUUAGCAUCCACCCUGAAGACGCUCCUGUUCUUCACAGCUUUAAUGAUCACUGUUCCUAUUGGGCUGUAUUUCGCGACUAAAUCUUACAUAUUUGAAGGUGCCCUUGGGAUGUCCAAUAGGGACAGCUAUUUUUAUGCUGCUAUUGUUGCAGUGGUCGCUGUCCAUGUGGUGCUGGCUCUCUUUGUGUAUGUGGCCUGGAAUGAAGGUUCACGACAGUGGCGUGAAGGAAAACAAGAUUAAAGUGAAUGUCACCUUUUGAUAGCAUUAAAUUGAUCUUUUAAAAAUGGCAAAUGCUGGGGGAAGGGGACAUUGCUGAUUUGAAUAAAGUUGAAAGAACAUGUUAAAAUCAGUCUAAAGGAGUCACAUUUGAAUAGUAUAAAUUUUACUCGUUCUAAUACAAUAAUUUGUGUAAUUGGUUUUAACUAUAUGAGUCGCAUUUGCAAAUGAGAAUUUGGAAAAGUUAAAUUAGUUACAAAUGAAUAUGUUAACUUGGUUGCACAUUAUUCUGGAAAUAAUUUGAUUAUCUUACAACAGACAUUUUUAGAGCAUUUUGACUUACAGUUGCUUUUGAUUUUACUCUGGAUGCAUUAAGAUGUGCACAGUGUAGCAAAUCUCAACUUUAUUUUGUGCUGGAACGCUUCCCUCACUGUCAUGAAAAUACCAGGCCCUUGGAUUUGGGGUUUAAUUUCCUAUGGAAAGGUGCUUAACUUGUGGACACUGGAGUUAAUCUGAAUAUCACUAAGGAAUUUCACAUAAAGGGUAAUCCCUAGUCAGUAGAAAUCUUUCAUUACAUUAUUUUAUGGGAAAACUAGGUUAAAUCAUGCCUAUUCACAUAAAAAGACUUUGAUGUCCUGAAGAAUCUAGAGCAAAGCAAAGAGCUUGCUGCUCUGGCGCUCAGCCUGCUUCUUAAAGAACGCUUGCAGGCCCACUUUGUGCUUUUCAGACCAACUUUUCAUUGCUAUGCUUUGCUCCCUCAUUCAGCAUUGAAGUUACGCUUCAAUUACAAUGUUUGCGGGGAGCUCCAUUUAAAAUAGUUUUUCCUGCUGUGUUUUUAUUGUAGUGGAUAUGACAGUGUAUACAUUUAAAUGUGAUUAUUUUGCAUACACUGGGAAUAUAAACGAUUUUGAAAACGUGUUAUAUUUUUAUCACUCAAGAAAUACUCUCAUCUGGAUUUCUGGUCUAGUGGUCUUUUUAAACAGAGAUAAGUUGUAUAACCUGCACACAAACAGUAGAACCUCCAUAGUUAAUACCCCACACACACAUUGACCGCCUCCUUAAGUUGACCUAAUUUUCAUAGACCAGGCAUGUACCCCAUGUAGGUAUCAGUAAAGUAGGCCUGGUUGCUUACGUUGGUAAUCUCUUGUCUGUUGAUCAUUUUGUUACAGUCCCCUGAGUGGUCAACUAUAGAAGUUCUACUGUAUUUGGUUAAAUAAUUCUUGAGGCCCUUUCUUAUGGACAAAACCCGAAAAACCCUGAUUUUAUGUGGGUAUCCUCAGUCUGUUCUUUCUAGCCAUUUGGUACUAGUUGUGUGCAAUCUAAAAGUACUGUUCCCCAUAAGUGUUUUUUUUAACUACAAAACCAUAAUACAUGUUUUCUUUAGAAAACUAGAAGAUUACAUAAUCAGGAAGAAAAUGAAAACUCCCCAUAAGGUUGCCACCUGAAGAUAACUACUGUUUUGGUUUAUAUUGUGUAUGCAUCUUCGAGAGCCAUUUCCGAAUGUUGGUUUGAUACACACUCAAAGUUGAUUCUAUAAAACUCAAAUUCCCUGUUAACAAUAAUGCUAAGACAGUGGCUCUUUCUGAAGUGUUUGCCAUUACUGGUUUGUUUUUGUUCACUUUUAUUAUUAUGUUGUGGAACUGAAGUAAAGAGAAUAGUUGAUUAGACCUAAAAGUCAAGUAGGCAUUUGUGUUUAUUUAAUUGUUGAGAAAAUAAAAGAUCAGUAUGAUUAUUAUAGCACUCUUUCUAAUUCUUGCUUACAGUUAAAUGUUGUGUACAGUUUAAAUGUCUUUCUGCAGUUCUUUUAAAUGUAAAGAGUCUUUGUUCGGUAAAGACUACGAUUUUAGUAUAAUGUUUGAGUUCGAUAGUAUUGUGUGGUAGAUUUCUAAAUGGUCCACUCUUAAGAGGCCCUGUCAAGAUUUAGAAUUGUACACCUAAUUCCUAAUUUCUUUUUGUAUUAUGUACACUCGAAGUUCUUUCUUUACUUUUGGGAUCAUACACUAUUUGUAAAAUAUUAAUAUCCAAUGUUGAAUUAUUUUGUUUCGUUUCCAACAUAUUGCUGAGUAAGUAAUGAUAGUGGUAUUUUCCAACAAUAUUUAAACCAGGGAUACAUGUAGAAGCAGUUAUAAUUUCCUCUUGGAAAAAGUACCAAGUGUUUGCAAGUUAAAAUUGAGUGCUAGGGUCGAUAUUUAGGGUUAUUUCCAAAUAGGCGUGUUUUCAAAGCAGUUUUUCCCUGGCUGGUUAACUGUUAGCUCACUAGUUUGCUGUUGUUCUUAACUGUGGUAAAUAACAUUCAGUAUUCAACAGAUAGAUAUAUUUUUCAAGAUGUGUCACUUGUUCUUGCACAGUGUAUAUACUUCAAGAUGUAUAGAAAGGAAAGCGACAGAUGAACUCUUACAAAUGUUUUAAGGUAGCGAUAUGUUCACUAUUGUUUGAAAACCAAUUGUAAGAAUAACCUCAGUUAGGAAGUAUAACUUGAAGUAUCAGUCCAAGCUACUGAUUUAACCCUAUUUACUGUAAAAUGUUGUCUUCCUUACCCCCAGAAUUUAAUCCUUUUUUUCUCCGUUGUGCUGAAAAAUGAAAAGUGUGCUGUACAAUGCAUCUGAUGUCAUUAGCUCUUCAAAUGGAAACCGUUCUACAUGUAACAGUGGAAUUUGGUUUUGAGUUGUUGUUGAAGAAAUUUAACCUGCCAUUAAAAAGUCCCUGUGUUUCAUAGGAAUCUAACAGAAAUCCCUUACAGCGAUUUGAAUGUUUUCAUCAUACAGAUUUCAUCAGUUUUGCCAAAAGAAGCAACUAACUGACUUGAUUGGUGUUUACUUUCCAUUUUCAUAUAAAUUUUAUGUAUAUAGUUAGAAUACCCGAGGAAUAAGUUAUACCCAAAGAAAGAGUAAACCUGAGGUACAUGAAACAAAGAAUUUAAAUCCUGUUUUAAAGCUAUCCUGUUUCAAACCCCUCUGGUGUGUAUUUCUUGUCUCUGGACAAGUUCAUGUUCAUUAUUUAUACUCACAAGAAGUUGUAAGCUACUGUUAAGCUCAUUUGAUAAAUGGUCCGACCGUGGCACAGAAUCUGUCAGUUGUCUUAGGUUAGUGGCAGGUUUCCCUGCUAUAAAGCGUGUUGUAAUGUCCACCAGGGUCAUACAGCUGUAAACUCGGACUCCCAUGUUUAUGAUAAUUUUACAAGAGCUGGGCUGAAAUAGCAUACUAAUAACUUGACAAGAUUUCUUUUUUCCUUUUUCAGGGGUAAAGAGUCACCUUAAAAAAUAAUUUUCAGGGGCAGUGCCUGUGGCUCAAAGGAAUAGGGCACCAGCCCCAUGUACCAGAGAUGGCGGUUUCAAACCCAGCCCCAGCCAAAAACUGCAAAAAAAUAUAUAAUAAUUUUCAGAGACCUUGGGAACCUAACAAGAAAUAAAUACUACACAUAAUCUUUGAAUAGCUGAAUCCUUCGUAUAUUCCACAAAAUAGGUGGGAAUUCCUUGAUGUCACCCUGGCCACACUUUCCUUGCCUGUGUUGUUGCUACUUGCCCUUCAGAGUAAUAUCUGCAUUCCUUUGAAGAUGUUCUGUAAGUCAUAUUUGUCAGUUAUACAGAGUAGUCUUCCUUUGCCCCACAUUCAGUGAAAUUUCAUUGAACAGUAAUAAUAGCAAUAUCUAACAACAUCUGCACAGCACCUUACGGUUUGCAAAGAACGUUCACACAUUCUCAUGUGAGUUUUGCAUAGUGAACUUGUUUUGAGAUGUCUCUUGAUGUCGGUGCUAAAUGUGUUAGAACCUUGAAAUCACUAGAGUCAUUGAAUGUGCCAUAGUAUUGACUAGUGCACUGACUAGGGGAGGAUUUAGAUGUGCUGCAUUUCAAGCCACCUGUAAUUAUCCAAAUAGGGGGCUUGAGUUCUUCAGCCACUUGAAUCAGAUUUACUUUUGUAAAUGAUGUUUUUUUAACCGUUAUCUGGGUGGAUUUUGUAUUUGUUAUAUCCUAGUCUGUAAUUUGUAUAAAUUUACCAUUCUGUUGUAAUUAAAAAAAAGUGUUCGUAAUGC
Messenger RNA from Nycticebus coucang (slow loris), 4578 nucleotides. It is a transcript of the gene VMA21, whose product is annotated as vacuolar ATPase assembly factor VMA21. The transcript is spliced from 4 exons. The coding region runs from base 211 to 573 and encodes 120 amino acids. Gene Ontology annotation, cellular component: endoplasmic reticulum membrane. Gene Ontology annotation, biological process: vacuolar proton-transporting V-type ATPase complex assembly. NCBI's taxonomy places the organism in Eukaryota, Metazoa, Chordata, Mammalia, Primates, Lorisidae. The record is from RefSeq and is a predicted model, not a curated record.